UGCGCUCCGCGGGGCAGCCAUGCGGGCCGGCGCGCUGCUCGCGCUCUGCUGCCUGGUCUCGAGCACCGCCGCGGGCCCGGCCCCAGAUUUUUGCUCCCAGGACCUUAACUCAGGUGUGAAGCCAGGAUUUCCUGAACCAAUAAAGACCAAUGACCCAGGAGUCCUCAAAGCGGCCAGACGCAGUGUAGAAAAGUUCAACAACUGCACAAAUGACAUGUUCUUGUUCAAGGAGUCCCACAUCAGAAGAGCCCUGGUCCAGAUAGUGAAAGGCCUGAAAUACAUGCUUGAGGUGGAAAUUGGCAGAACAACCUGCAAGAAAAACCAGCACCCUAAUCUGGACAACUGCGACUUCCAAACCAACCACACGCUGAAGCAGACUCUGAGCUGCUACUCUGAAGUCUGGGUCAUCCCCUGGCUGCAGAGGUACGAGGUGCCUGUUCUCCACUGUCACUGACUGCCGCCUCUUCGGCGAGCCUGCAGCUGCGACAAACACAUGAUGUGUGUGCUCCUCCCCUCCAGCUCCGCGCCAUGACCCCCUCAGCCGUUACAGGCCCUCCUGGGCCCUUCCUGAGUCAGCUUCAGGGCCAUCACCGAGUGGCUGGGAUGGCAGAUGAUCACGCCUCAUAGCCAGAUGAAGUAUAUUGUGUUGCAUUUUCUUCUAAAAUUAACUCAUUUACUGCUGCUGUGCACCUAGAUUCAGGGUCUGAGCAAAGGGACCAAGUUGCUGGAUGGGACAUAUUGGAGUCGAGGGCCCUAUCCCCAGUGGUCCCAGGACACCCAUGAGGGCGUAGGGCUCAAUCUCUCAGUCUGAGUAGUUGUCACAACCCUUGGUGGGGAAGCAAGUCUGCAGCUGGACCCUUUGUGGACGAAUAAA
Molecule: messenger RNA, 874 nt
Organism: Propithecus coquereli (Coquerel's sifaka)
Lineage: Eukaryota; Metazoa; Chordata; Mammalia; Primates; Indriidae
Gene: CST7
Product: cystatin F (leukocystatin)
Exons: 4
Coding region: 20-454 (144 amino acids)
Biological process (GO): positive regulation of myelination; negative regulation of microglial cell activation; immune response
Cellular component (GO): endoplasmic reticulum; late endosome; Golgi apparatus
Molecular function (GO): cysteine-type endopeptidase inhibitor activity
Source: RefSeq, a predicted model, not a curated record